AUGUGGCGGACUCUCGCGCUUUUCGCGUUCGCAUCAGUAUGCCUCGCGCUUCCCGCCCAAGACUCGUCACACACCGACAAUGAUCUCGAAGGACUCGGAGACUGCCUCAGGAAAGACUCGACCUCGUGCCUCAAAUACAAAUUCUUCUCCUACGUCGACAAGAUGCUCGGACAGAAGGAUUCCUUCGCGCUCACCGAUGGCGUCACAGUUGUUAAAGCUACCGACGCUCCCGCCGAAACUGGAGCGCCGAGAUCCUUAGAUCCUGUCUCUAGGCUGAAGAGUUACUUCGAAACGCAUUCUUUAAGAGUUGAAGUGAAAGGUUCGGAUGUGAUCGAUGCCGUGUCCAGUGCCGGUCGUGCUUUGGAAGAUACAGUGACCUCGUUUGUUGAUGAUGGGACGGAAGAAGGUAGGGGGAAGAAGAAAAAGGCAGCCAAAAUGUUGGGGCCUUUGAUCGCGGCGUUGGCGUUGAAAAUGAUGGCUCUUCUUCCGCUGGCGAUUGGCGCGAUCGCUUUGAUUGCUGGAAAGGCGUUGCUGAUCGGUAAAUUGGCGUUGGUGCUGUCUGCGAUAAUUGGACUGAAGAAAUUGCUCUCUCAACAGAAACACGUGACUUACGAAGUGGUUGCGCAUCCUCAUCAUUCGUCGAGUCACACAUCGAGUCACGACUACGGUGGUACAAGUGGAUAUGGGGGAGAUUCAGGUGGUUACAGUAGUGGGGGGAGCAGCAGCGGUCACGGAGGAGGCUGGGGACGGUCAAUGGAGGCACAGAGCUUAGCAUACUCAGCUCAGAAACCUCAAUGA
Messenger RNA from Amyelois transitella, 798 nucleotides. RefSeq lists its product as uncharacterized. Bases 1 to 798 code for a protein of 265 amino acids. The record is from RefSeq and is a predicted model, not a curated record. Lineage: Eukaryota; Metazoa; Arthropoda; Insecta; Lepidoptera; Pyralidae. The transcript has a single exon.